AUGGCAAUGCCCGCUUGUUUGCUUUCAAUCAAUCUCGUCGCCGGAGCCGAUACAACUCGAUCUAGAAUUGUAGCUCGUGCAUGGUCCGACCCGGAGCUCGAGAUAGAGAGAGUACAGGACGUCCGCGACGCUGAGCGCUCCUCCCAAAAUCGUGCACAGAGCGAGCGCAGCAGGCAUGCCGAUGUAUCCAUCGCUACUCACGCAGGCCUGCAUGGUGUGGACGGUGUGCUCUUGGGGCAAGAUCUCGGAGACUUGACGAGGGCCAUACAUUCACGGCCCUACAACCAAGCAAGCAACACGCGAACGCGUCUAGCAAUCCUGGCGGUCGAUGCGUCAGAUGCCAAGUAUCAGUGUCUCUUCUGUCAGAGGGGCAGGACAGCCGUAGCCAUCACAUUCUUGUCCACGGCGGAGGGCUCAGUGUUGAUACAAGCUGAGCGAGAGGAGAAGGGGCACUCAGUACUGAUGCAAGCUGAGCAAGAGGAGAAAGAUCAGCAGGUCUCGGCUGGGAAAACGAAAUUGCGAGGGAUGUUCAUGGUCACAGCUACAUCUGUGGUGGAUCAGCUCAAGUCCCGACGCCUCAACGAGCGAGUUGACAUUGGCCCAGUCUCAUCGGUAAAUCCCUCAAGUCCAGCAGAACUAGUCGCUACGGUACUGACAGGCGCGGGGCAAAGGUGGGAUGUAGAGCGAUGGAGGGAAGACUUACUGCUCGAAACCAUCCUCGGGAGCUUCGAAGUGCACGGCGACAGCACAGGCGAGAGGGGGCAGCGGCGGGCGAGUGUGGUGGCGAGGAAGAGGGGACUCACUGCUCGGAGAUAUCGCGGACCGGGAGUGGAAGGGGAGUGCAAAGAGAAACAGCGAAGCGGGGAAGGGCUCUACUGA
Molecule: messenger RNA, 879 nt
Organism: Dioszegia hungarica
Lineage: Eukaryota; Fungi; Basidiomycota; Tremellomycetes; Tremellales; Bulleribasidiaceae
Exons: 10
Coding region: 1-879 (292 amino acids)
Source: RefSeq, a predicted model, not a curated record